Triticum urartu is the source of this 347-nucleotide messenger RNA. The record is from RefSeq and is a predicted model, not a curated record. Lineage: Eukaryota; Viridiplantae; Streptophyta; Magnoliopsida; Poales; Poaceae.
CUGUGACCUACACAAGACCUGAAAGAAAAAGCGCGAGACAGAAGGAGAAAACAAUGUGCGGCGGCGCCAUCCUAGCGGAGCUGAUCCCGCCGUCGGCGGGCCGUGCCUCGAAGCAGGUGGCCGCGGGCCGGGCCUCGCCAAAGAAGGCCGGCAAGAGCAAGGGGCAUAGGUACGGCAGCGUCGCCGAUGUCGACGACUUCGAGGCCGCCUUGGAGAACUUCGACGACGACCUCGACCUGCAGGCGGAGGAGGACGGCGACGACCAUGUCGUUUUUGCAUCCAAGCCUGCGUUCUCUCCGGGCCUGGCCUACGAUGAUGGCCGCGCGGCGCAGGCGGCGAGCAAGAAG